AUGACUUCAACCUUCAAAAGAUCUUUUCCCAUCACUCACAUAACUACCGCCUCGGCCAUAUUGCAUAUAGAUGGCAUCAACUUCCUCACAGAUCCCGUCUUCUCUCCGGCGGGCACAGAGUGGGAUAUGGGCCUAACCGUGCUCAAAAACACAAAAGGCCCGGCCACACAACUCGAAGACAUCCCCGUCAUUGACGCCGUGCUUCUACCUUAA
This is a messenger RNA of Colletotrichum costaricense, 213 nucleotides long. RefSeq lists its product as uncharacterized. The record is from RefSeq and is a predicted model, not a curated record. Bases 1 to 213 code for a protein of 70 amino acids. NCBI's taxonomy places the organism in Eukaryota, Fungi, Ascomycota, Sordariomycetes, Glomerellales, Glomerellaceae. The transcript has a single exon.